Messenger RNA from Talaromyces stipitatus ATCC 10500, 1010 nucleotides. RefSeq names its product isoflavone reductase family protein CipA, putative. Bases 15 to 905 code for a protein of 296 amino acids. Gene Ontology annotation, molecular function: oxidoreductase activity. The record is from RefSeq and is a predicted model, not a curated record. The transcript is spliced from 3 exons. Lineage: Eukaryota; Fungi; Ascomycota; Eurotiomycetes; Eurotiales; Trichocomaceae.
CCAAAAAGACAAAGAUGAUCACGAAAGUAGUACUCGCAGGGGCCACUGGGAGCCUAGGUUCCCAGACUCUUGUGGCGCUCCUCAAUCAGGGAUUCAAGGUUACUGUGUUGACUCGUACGCCUAAAGAAUUUCCAGCCGGAGUUGCCGUCAAAGUUGUCGACUUUGGUUCCACAGAAUCGUUAGCUGCAGCUGUAACAGGCCAAGAUGCAGUCAUUGACAACACUUUCACGGAGGACAUUGAGACGCCGUUGCGUCUCAUAGAUGCAGCAGCAGCCAGUGGUGUCUAUCGCUUUGUUACAAGUGAUUAUGGGCUUGAUCCGGAAAUCCCUGGAGUUCGCGACAUGCCAGUCUUUGCGCGCAAACGAGAGUCUUACCGUGCCGUCAAAGAGCAAGUUGGGAAAUCAGGCAUGACAUACACUCUAAUUGUCGUCGGAUGCUUUCUUGACUGGUGUCUUUCGAACACAUUCGCUGGAAUUGACCUAAAAGCAAAAUCAGCAACCCUGUUCGAUAGCGGAGAUAAUGUGGUUCCCUGGACAACUCUGGAAGACGCCGGUAAAGCAACUGCCGGUGCUCUUCUGAGACCCGAAGAAACUCUGAAUAGACCAGUGUACGUGCACAGCGCCUUCUUGUCCCAAAUUGAACUUUUGCGAAUCUCGCAAGAUGUCCUGGGGAAGGGCGGUUGGAACACAACGUGCCAGGAGAUGCAGCCCCUGUUGGAUCAAGCUUUGGCAGAUCUGCGUUCCGGGAACAUUACCCCGAUGACUUUUGGUGUACAAAUACAAUAUUGUAUUGCCAAAAGAUCACUUGCACACCCAUGGGAAAGGGAUGAUAACUCUCUUGUCGGUGUCGAAGAGAAGACGAACGAGGAGCUAAAAGCUUUGGUCCGCCAGCUUAUUGCUGUAUGAGGUAAGAAUCCUUAUGUAUCGCGCAUUUUUGUGCGACUUCGCCAAUUAAAUGAGGAAAACCUCAUCCAUUAGAUAUCUAUACUGAAUACAUUGUUAAUGUUGCGU